Messenger RNA from Leguminivora glycinivorella, 2191 nucleotides. RefSeq names its product neurofilament heavy polypeptide-like. Bases 131 to 1096 code for a protein of 321 amino acids. The record is from RefSeq and is a predicted model, not a curated record. NCBI's taxonomy places the organism in Eukaryota, Metazoa, Arthropoda, Insecta, Lepidoptera, Tortricidae. The transcript has 6 exons.
UCACAGCCGCGUCAUCAUGUCUCCGUGUCUGCUUUUAUCGCAGGGGAAUUAAUUAGUUCAACAUUAUCACACCUUAUCGAUACCUUUAUAUGUGAACUAUAUAUUUUAGACAGUUUAAAAGUAAAGCCCCAUGAUGGAACUGCUGAGCCAGGUGUCAAGCACACAGUUAUUGUUCCCAGCGGCCGCGGUGGCGGUUGUUUUACUAUGCGCAGCGCUAGUAUUUAUCUUCGGGUUCCACUCGGCGGAACAGCCGCAGUUCGACAAAUUGGCGCUAGUGAUCGACGACAAGAAGUCCUCGAAUAAGAAAGUGAAAAAAUCGAAGGAGAAGAAAUCGUCACCAAACCGCUCGAGCGAUGACGCGAAGGCUAAGUCGGAGAACUCCAAGAAAUCUCCCACUAAGGAGAAAGCGAAGGAGGCCGAGAAGCCUAAGCCCAAGCCUGAAAGGCCGGCUGAGUCCAAAGUUGUGAAGGCUCCAGUGGAGGCCAAGAAGGGCAAGAAGGGUAAAGCAGCUGUGGAGGCUGAGAAGCCCGCUGACUUUGAUGACGGCGGCUGGCAGGAGGUGCCCAAGAAGAGCCAGAAGAAGGUGAAGAGCCCCGAGGAGAAGGAGAAGGAAAAGAAGGAGAGCCCCGCCAAGAAGAACAAGAACAAGAAAGCCAAGGAUGCUGAUGUGGAAGCUGCCCGCCCCGUGGAGGAACCUGCUGAAGAGACUAUCAAGGUGCUGAGUGUGGAGGGCCCCCGUGUCGAUGCUGAGGCUGCUCGCGCCCUGCAAGCGCAGAUCGAAGAGGUGCAGAGAGUGCUCAAGGAGGCCGAGCGUCGCGACAACCCGGGCCUCGCGGCUGACGACGACGCGCAAGCCGAGGACACUCCCGACGUGAAGGACCUCCGCAGCAACAAGAAGAACCAGAACAAAGAGAAGCAGACCAAGAAGAAGGCCAACGAAGCUGCCGCUGUAGCUAAGAGUGCUUCUAAAGAGGCUGACUCCGACUCGGACAAGCAAGACGACAAGCCCAACGUGCCCGUCUUUGAUGAACUUGGAGACACGUGGACGGACGCCAAAGCCAAGAAGGGCAAGAAGAAGGCCCGCAAGGAGCAGUGAGCGCGCUCCGCUCGUCUCGGGCGCGCGCAGGCGCCCGGCGCUAGCUCAAUGCUCACACCCGCGCUACGAGCGCCCGCCUCCAGUAGCCCUCAGGGUGUGACAGUUAUUUAUUAUUAAGUUUUAUUACCUUACACAUUCAGUCGACUCGCGUCCAUGUUUUUAGUUGUAUAUUUUAUUUUAUAUUUAGCUCGUGUUGACUUGUUUUUUCAUAAUAAUUUUAAUUCUCGUUUUCGGUGAAGCAUAAUAGGGUUUCGUUUUAGUAUGAUUCGUUAUGUAGUCGGGCGUUAGUGACCUUUGGGAAUCUGCAAUGCGUCCGGGCGCCGAUCUUACCGUGGAAGCGAUGUCGCGUGAACUUAUUUUGAGAUGAUUUCGACUAUUAACCGUCUGUGUAGAGACGCCUCAUAGUUUCCGUGUAUUAGGUGCCCAUAAGAUUACCACCCUCCCUGCCCGUGUAGCGGCAGCCGUAGUCUUUAAAAAUCUUUGAUGACCUUCACAAUCUUCUGGUGCUUGUAGACAUAAGUAUCUUAUCUCCUUUCAUUCCAUUUCUGUGCAUUUUAUCCAUAUUUGUUUAUCUAGAACCGCGAACGUUGUGGCUAUCAUUUGGUCAUGUAAUGUGGCUAAAAAGACUACAGGUUUAUUUUAUCUUAGUUAGUAAUCUGUGUUGUUGAGAUCAUAAAUGUAGUCAGGCAGCGCCGGUAUGAACGAGACGCUGCCCUUAUUAACGACUCGUGCGUUUUAUAUUGUUAUUUAUUUAUUGUAGCCAUUAUAUUUUCCUAAUUUAAAUUGAGAAGAGACCUGAAUUUGGACCAAUAUAUAAGUAUGCAUGCAAUUUGCUACUCCGCAGAUAAAAAUAUUUCCCUUUGUUUUCGAACGGACUACCUCCAAAGUCUCCUUCUGUCUAUUGAGUAAUUACUCGCUAAAGGCUCACGUGACUUGAUAUUUCAAAAAUAUCUUCGAUAUCGUGGUAAGUUCCUUGCGCGAGGUUUGAGGAUUACUUUAAAACUGCUUAAUACAUAUCUGUGUUACGGAGGUGAUAGAAUUAAUUAAUAUUGUACCUAACCUUGCGGCCAAUAUUAAAAAGACAGCAUAUUUUGC